AUGGCCAGCAGCGUCCCCGACCUCCUCAUCCGCUUUCGUGACGACAUCAACACUCCCCGCGACGCCUCGACUUUCCGCGCCUACUUCACCUCGUCGACCGCGCCAUGCUGCUGGGAGCACGGUCCGAAGGGUCAGGAAAAGCUGCCUUUCCUCGGCGACAAGUUCGAAGGCGAGGAGCGGGUGCUCGAGUACUGGCGGCUGAUCGGGUCCGUCUUGAAGGGCAAAGGGUCGGACUUUAACGAGCGAGAUCUACUCGUGCGGGAAGAGGACGGGCAGGGGAAGGCAAGAGCGAUAUGGACGGGCGACGCGGUGUGGAGUGUUGCGGAGACAGGGAAGGAAUGGCACGAAGCGGUUGUCUGGAAGUUUGACCUGGUCAAGGAGGGCGGAGAGUGGAAGAUCCAGACAUGGGAAGUGUGGGCAGAUACCCUCUCCGCCUAUCUCGCAUCGCAACCCUGA
Messenger RNA from Rhodotorula toruloides NP11, 456 nucleotides. RefSeq lists its product as uncharacterized. NCBI's taxonomy places the organism in Eukaryota, Fungi, Basidiomycota, Microbotryomycetes, Sporidiobolales, Sporidiobolaceae. The record is from RefSeq and is a predicted model, not a curated record. The transcript is spliced from 2 exons. The coding region runs from base 1 to 456 and encodes 151 amino acids.